Molecule: messenger RNA, 1704 nt
Organism: Exophiala spinifera
Lineage: Eukaryota; Fungi; Ascomycota; Eurotiomycetes; Chaetothyriales; Herpotrichiellaceae
Exons: 1
Coding region: 1-1704 (567 amino acids)
Biological process (GO): regulation of DNA double-strand break processing
Cellular component (GO): site of double-strand break; nucleus
Molecular function (GO): protein binding
Source: RefSeq, a predicted model, not a curated record
AUGGAUGAAGACAGUCUCCGCGACUUUCUUCCAACUUCCUUCGGGGGCGGAGUUGGAGGCUUCGAUGCUCAGGCCCAAUUGGAACAGGCGCGACGUAAAGUACCAGAGGCACAAAAGGCCAAAGCACGCUCAGCAGCAGGGAGCGAUUCGGAUUCAGAGGACUCUGACGAUUCAGAAGACGAUGAUGAAUACCCGAUCUCCCAUGAAAUAGUGUUCAAAACGCAUGAUCGCCCAGUAACCACUAUCACGGUAGAUCCUUCAGGGUCGCGUAUGAUUACAGGUUCGACAGAUUGCAAGAUCAAACUGCACGAUUUCGCGUCCAUGACGCCGAAUACACUACGAGCAUUCAAGUCCCUCGAUCCCACUGCCACAAAGACCUCAGCGAAUUCAGAAUCACACCCUGUCCAUGCUGUGAAGUUCAACCCAACCUCUCCCGGUCAGGUCCUGGUUGUUUCCGCCACCACCCAGGCAAAGAUCUUGUCGAGGGAUGGCGAAACAAUCACCGAAUUCGUCAAGGGCGACAUGUACCUGCGCGACAUGAACAUGACCAAAGGCCACAUAAGCGAGAUCACCGGCGGCACAUGGCACCCUUUUCUGCCACACCUCUGCGUGACGGCUGGCACCGACAGCACCAUCCGGAUCUGGGACGUCAACGUACGCACGAAGCAGAAAGACGUGAUUGUGCACAAAUCGAAGCUGGCCGGGGCGGCGGGUCGAAGUCGAAUGACGGCCGUGGCAUGGGGCAGUCAAGUCGGCAGCGACAACAGCCUCCUCGUGGGCACCGCACUGGACGGCUCUCUGUCCAUGUGGGGCGGAGAGGGCCCAUAUCACAGACCGAGCGCCGAGAUUAGCAACGCGCACACGAGCAACACAUGGACCAGCGGAAUCGACAUCAGCGCGGACGGCAGACUCGUCGUCACUCGGGGUGGCGACGACACGAUCAAGCUGUGGGAUACGCGCAAAUUCAAACAGCCAGUCAACACUACCUCUCACGCCUCGACGUCCAGCCAAUACCCGACGUCGGGCAUCAUGUUCGCUCCCAAUUCGUCUUCGAUCAUCACCGGUUCCGAGACUGGGGAUCUCUACAUCCUGAACCCAGCCACUCUUAAACCUGAAGUCGUCACGGCCGUCACGCCUGGGUCGCCGCUGAUCAGUGUCCUGUGGCACGACAAGCUCAACCAGAUCGUCACUGGGAGCGCCAACGCCGAGACACACGUGCUCUUCAACCCGAAGAUUUCCACAAAGGGAGCCGUCAUGGUCAUGUCCAAGGCGCCGAAGCGGAGGCACGUCGACGACGACCCCAGUCUCACCACGGACCUGUCGCAGGGUAUCUCUGGUGAUGCCAUUGUCAAUCCCGGAACAAGCAGUGAGGGGAUCCAAGGCAGUACGUUUUCGUCGCGACACCCGACCAUCGGACUCACUGCGUCUGGCAAGUCCAGAGAUCCCCGGCGUCCUCACAUGCCGGUGUCGACGCCGUUUGCGAGAAGUCAACCCGACGAAAAGCACAUCAAGGAGAGAAUCCCGCUCAGUUCCAUGAGAGAAGAGGAUCCUCGAGAAGCUCUGCUCAAGUAUGCCGACAAAGCUCAGAACGAUCCCAUGUUUACCAAGGCGUGGGGCAAGACACAACCAAAGACCAUCUACGCGGAUCUUAGCGACGAUGAAGAUGGCGAAGACGGACCACAAAAGAAGAAACAAAGGACAUGA